Penicillium robsamsonii is the source of this 2592-nucleotide messenger RNA. RefSeq names its product cleavage polyadenylation factor subunit YSH1 (gene ysh1). Bases 1 to 2592 code for a protein of 863 amino acids. Gene Ontology annotation, biological process: mRNA 3'-end processing by stem-loop binding and cleavage. The record is from RefSeq and is a predicted model, not a curated record. NCBI's taxonomy places the organism in Eukaryota, Fungi, Ascomycota, Eurotiomycetes, Eurotiales, Aspergillaceae. The transcript has 6 exons. Gene Ontology annotation, cellular component: mRNA cleavage and polyadenylation specificity factor complex. Gene Ontology annotation, molecular function: 5'-3' exonuclease activity; RNA endonuclease activity; RNA binding.
AUGGCCUCCAAGCGCAAAGCCUCGUCAAUGGGAACGGCCAUUGACGAUGAGCCCGUUGACCCAUCAGACGAACUGGCAUUCUACUGUCUCGGCGGCGGCAAUGAAGUUGGACGGAGUUGUCACAUCCUGGAAUAUAAAGGAAAGACAGUGAUGCUUGACGCGGGCAUGCAUCCAGCAAAAGAAGGCUUCUCCGCACUUCCAUUCUUCGACGAGUUCGAUCUGAGCACAGUGGAUGUUCUUUUAAUCAGCCAUUUCCAUGUUGACCAUUCAUCCGCCCUCCCAUAUGUUCUCAGCAAGACAAACUUCAAAGGAAGAGUCUUCAUGACUCCGGCAACCCGAGCAAUCUACAAAUGGCUCAUUCAAGACAACGUUCGGGUCAGCAACACAUCCUCUUCCUCCGAUCAACGCACCACGUUAUACACCGAGCGUGAUCACUUGUCAACACUUCCCAUGAUUGAAACCAUUGACUUUUACACAACACAUACGAUCAAUGGCAUUCGUAUUACCCCGUAUCCUGCCGGACAUGUUCUCGGUGCUGCCAUGUUCAAAGUUGAUAUUGCGGGGUUGGUGACUUUGUUUACAGGAGACUACUCUCGCGAGGAAGACAGACACUUGAUUCCCGCCGCGGUGCCCAAGGGCACGAAGAUCGAUGUUCUCAUCACAGAAUCUACAUUCGGCAUUUCCUCCAAUCCGCCUCGAUUGGAACGUGAGGCCGCCUUGAUGAAGUCAAUAACGAGCGUUCUCAACCGUGGAGGUCGAGUUCUGAUGCCCGUGUUUGCUCUCGGACGUGCCCAAGAGCUGCUUCUUAUCCUUGAUGAAUAUUGGGAAACCCACCCAGAACUCCAAAAAUUCCCCAUCUACUACAUUGGAAACAUGGCACGACGAUGCAUGGUUGUAUACCAAACAUAUAUUGGUGCCAUGAACGAUAAUAUAAAGCGACUCUUCCGACAGCGUAUGGCCGAGGCCGAGGCCAGCGGUAAUAAGAGCGUGAGUGUCGGACCUUGGGAUUUCCGAUUCGUUCGAAGUCUCCGCAGCUUAGAGCGUUUCGACGAUGUUGGAGGAUGUGUGAUGCUUGCCUCUCCCGGCAUGUUGCAGACGGGAACAAGUCGCGAGCUGCUGGAAAGAUGGGCACCAAGUGAUCGCAACGGCGUUGUCAUGACCGGCUACAGCGUUGAGGGAACCAUGGCUAAGGGGUUACUUAAUGAACCUGAUCAGAUCCCGGCUGUCAUGUCUAAGGUUUCCGCUGGGCACGGUCGUGGUCGUGUUCCCGGAGUGAAUGACGAGGAUCAGAAAGUUAUGAUCCCUCGUCGUUGCACUGUUGACGAGGUCAGCUUUGCAGCCCACGUCGAUGGCGUGGAAAAUCGUACUUUCAUUGAGGAAGUCGGAGCACCAGUUGUGAUCCUCGUUCACGGCGAAAAACAUCAGAUGAUGAGGCUGAAGUCGAAACUGCUCAGCCUUAACGCAGAUAAAGCCGUCAAAGUCAAAGUUUAUACCCCAGCAAACUGCGACGAAGUUCGCAUCCCUUUCAAGAAGGACAAGAUUGCCAAGGUCGUCGGCAAGCUCGCAGAGCUUGCGCCUCCAUCGGAGAAUGAUGAUGCCCAGCUCAUGGCUGGAGUCUUAGUACAAAAUGGGUUUAACCUGUCAUUGAUGGCCCCUGAUGACCUACAGGAGUACGCGGGCUUGACAACCACGACUAUUACUUGCAAACAGCAUAUCACUCUUAGCUCCGCGAGCAUGGACUUGAUCCGAUGGGCUCUCGAGGGAACUUUCGGAGCCAUCGAAGAAAUUGGGAAUAGCAAGAAGACUGAGACCAACGGCAAGAAAGACAUGCAUACUGACGACAUCCUAAAGCAAGAGGAUGCCGACGAGGAAAUUCCAUCAGACGAGACACAGACAUUCCUUGUCAUGGGGUGUGUGUAUCUCCGCCAUCACUCACGCAGCCGUGAAGUUGAAUUGGAAUGGGAAGGUAAUAUGAUGAACGACGGAGUGGCAGAUGCAGUUAUGGCUGUUCUGCUCACAGUCGAAAGCAGCCCUGCCUCCGUAAAGCAAUCGGCCAAAAACAAGCACCACCACCAUCAUCAUGACGAUGACGACAUGGAAAUCCCCUCACUUCCUCACAACCCUCAUGCUCAGUCUGGACCACAAGAGCGGCUUGCUCGUAUGCUGAUGAUGCUCGAGGCCCAAUUCGGCGGCGACAACAUUGGCCCCAUUGAACGCCCACGAGUCCCGGGUGAUCUCGCACUCGGCCCACAAGAUGAUGGCGAAGAGGUGAACGAAGAGCGAAUUGCCGACAUUGAGGCUGCAGAGCUGGAUCGUCUUAUCACAAUGGGUAUCCCCGUCCCAGGUAUUGAGAUCAGGGUGGACAAGCAUAUUGCCCGCGUGUGGCUCGAGGACCUAGAAGUCGAGUGUACGAACCCUGUCCUGCGAGACCGCAUUCGUGUAGUCGUUGAACGGGCCAUUGAGACUGUCGCUGGCCUGUGGGCAGAGAGCUCAAUUCAUCAGGACGUGACGUUUAGUGGCUCUGCCAACGGGCCAAAGGGGAUUGAACUGGCCGAUAGGAAGAAAGCAGCUGCUAUUGAGGCCCGAUCUUGA